Messenger RNA from Vigna unguiculata (cowpea), 2120 nucleotides. Its product is annotated as protein PHYTOCHROME KINASE SUBSTRATE 1-like. NCBI's taxonomy places the organism in Eukaryota, Viridiplantae, Streptophyta, Magnoliopsida, Fabales, Fabaceae. Gene Ontology annotation, biological process: phototropism. The record is from RefSeq and is a predicted model, not a curated record.
AUUAUUCAAUAUUUCCUCUUUGAAUCCAUUUUCUUUCUCUCUCUAUAGCUACCCUUUUGCCUUUUCAUUGCAUAAAGUAUGUUCCCCCCUCAACUUUGAUCCUCAAAAGCACCUAGGAAACUUUGUUUCAUGUUUUUUAAGCCCUUUUUAUGCUCAACUUUCUCAUAACACUUCACCAAUUCUUUAUUUUCAUGCACUUCUGUUAACCUGUCUCCAAACUCCUUCUAUUUUCUCUUUUUGGCUUUAACCUACAACUUUUUCUCCUUCAACUAUGGCUACCAUUUCAUCCACUGCAAACAGCACCUUUCAUCAGUUGCAUACUUUCAAUUCUGAGAACAAUAACAGUCACAUCUACGAUGCCACUUUCUCUGCAUAUUUGAAUGGCAAUGAAGGGACCAUUGUAGGAAGGCUUGGUGAACCAAGCCAAAAGCUCAAUCACUUCAUCAGCAGCAGAAAAUCCCCUCUUCAGAAGCUAGAAAAGAAAGAAGAGAAUGGAGAAAUCGGAGUGUUCGGAGCUGAAAAGUACUUCAAUGUAGGAGAAUCUGAGACCCCUAGAUCUGCCAGCAGCAUAGCCACCUCAAAGUACCUGCACCAGAGAGAUGAACCAGUAGCUCUAGCAACUAGAAAGCACACACUUCAGUACGGAACUCCAAGCAUUCGUUCUGAAUCAACUAGCAAUAGCCAGAGUGCUUUUCUGCAGACUGGGAUGAAAAAUUCUCUGAGGAGUAAAAAAGAUAAGUGUCAAGCCAAGAGCGUUCUAGCUGGUCUUGGCUUCAAAUGCUCUUGUUCUGGCAAAGAUUCUGUUGAUGCAGGUGAAAUCAGUUUUAGCAGAACUUCUACUUACGGUGCAGUUCAUGGCAAAACAACAACAAGAAAACUGGUGGAUAUUGCUGCUCUAGAUGCUAGCCAUUCGAUUAAAUUAAGCAAGCCUAAUGCAGAACUGUUGAAGAUCAAUAACGUUUAUUUCCAAAAGGAAGAGAAUUUUGGGGUGGGAGUGAAAAGCAGAAGGAACAGUUUGGCAUUCUCACCCUUGAGUUCUGCCUCGGGAAACCAAAACCAUCUUAUGAAAAUGCAAGCUCAACAAGAGGAAGAAGAGAUGAAACCAAGGAAAUCCUUGGAGGUGUUUGGCUCCACCGUACUGAAAAACAAGAUCAAGUCCUUGAGCUUUGAUAGAAGGAUGGAAAUGUCCUCGAGGACGGAAGAAAUUGAUUCAAAGUACAUGAACGAUGCUGCAAGUGAUGCAAGUUCAGACCUGUUUGAGAUCGAAAGCAUCAAAAGCAAAACCAACCCAUUUCUUGCAAGACAAACAUCAGAUGCUGCUUCUGGGUGUGUGAGUCCCACAAAUGGUUAUGCACCAAGUGAGGCAAGCAUAGAGUGGAGUGUGGCCACUGCCAGUGCUGCAGUAAUGUCAGACUGUGAAGAACAGAUGUCAGAAGUAACCAUAAGGAGUCCAAUAAGGACAGCAUUUACUUUAUCAUCAGAUGGAAAAACAAAAGCCCCUAGAGAGGUUCAGAGAAGACGCCCUAGCAUGCUGUUGGGUUGCAAGAGCCACAAAUCAGUUAGAGUUGCCGGUGAUGCUUUCAUAACAUAUGAACAUCCAAACUCUACACCCAAAAUUCGUAACAGGACUAAUACCUCUCAGAUCGCUAGGUUUCCUUCUGAGACCAAACUGGGAAAUCUUGGUGCAAAAUAUGGACAACAACAUCACGCUUAUGCCGCAUCACCACAUGCCUCAAAACUACUAUACAUUUAGCAUAAGUUUGAGAUGUUAUUUUGCUCUUGGAAUUUGUUCAAUUAUGUGUGAGUAUAGUACUACGCAUGGAAGUGUGAGAAAGGCAAAGAGUGCAUCUUAUGGGCUUCAAAUCACCACGUCGAUAGUAAGGUCAAGGUGUUUCUUGUGUACUAUAUAGUCCUAUAUCCUCUUAAUAAUCUUGUUGUAUUUUUCUGUAACCUUUGAUAUCAUGAAUGCUUUUCCAUCUAGAAUUUGCAGCUCCUAUUUAAAAAGGUGACGAAAAUGGAUGUUUUUGUAGCCAUGCUUUUGGUCUCAUAAAAAGAAAGGGAUGUGAAAGGGGACCUCGUAUUGUGAAGUGAAGAUAUGGGAAAAACUCCUCUGCUUGUUG